Priapulus caudatus is the source of this 942-nucleotide messenger RNA. RefSeq names its product serine/threonine-protein kinase MARK2-like. The record is from RefSeq and is a predicted model, not a curated record. Gene Ontology annotation, biological process: intracellular signal transduction; microtubule cytoskeleton organization; protein phosphorylation. Gene Ontology annotation, molecular function: ATP binding; protein serine/threonine kinase activity; tau-protein kinase activity. The coding region runs from base 70 to 885 and encodes 271 amino acids. Gene Ontology annotation, cellular component: cytoplasm. NCBI's taxonomy places the organism in Eukaryota, Metazoa, Priapulida, Priapulimorpha, Priapulimorphida, Priapulidae. The transcript has 10 exons.
AUAAAGAUCAUAGACAAGACACAGCUGAAUCAGUCCAGCUUACAAAAGUUGUUCAGGGAGGUUAGGAUAAUGAAAAUGUUGGACCAUCCUAAUAUAGUCAAACUCUUUCAAGUAAUUGAAACAGAAAAGACACUAUAUUUAGUCAUGGAGUAUGCAAGCGGAGGUGAAGUGUUUGACUACUUGGUAGCCCACGGUAGGAUGAAAGAAAAGGAAGCAAGAGCCAAAUUUCGACAGAUCCUAUCAGCCGUACAGUAUUGCCACCAGAAGAAUGUGAUACACAGAGACCUGAAGGCGGAGAACCUGCUGCUGGACAGCGACAUGAACAUCAAGAUCGCAGACUUCGGCUUCAGCAACGAGUUCAAGGAGGGAACGAAGCUGGACACGUUCUGCGGCAGCCCUCCCUACGCCGCGCCCGAGCUCUUUCAGGGGAAGAAGUACGACGGGCCGGAGGUGGACGUAUGGAGUCUGGGAGUUAUCCUCUACACACUUGUUAGCGGCUCGUUACCGUUCGACGGACAGAACCUGAAGGAACUGAGGGAGAGAGUUCUACGUGGCAAGUAUAGGAUUCCCUUCUACAUGUCGACCGACUGUGAAAACCUUCUCAAGAGGCUACUGGUGCUGAAUCCGGCCAAGCGGACAACACUCGAGAACAUAAUGAGGGACAAGUGGAUGAACAUAGGUUAUGAGGAUGAGGAGCUGAGACCAUAUCAGGAGCCGGCGCAGGACUUUGCCGACCAGCGGCGGAUAGAGCUACAAAUAUCAAUGGGUUACGUGCGGAAAGAGGUCGAGGACUCGCUCAAGGAUAGGAAAUUCGACGAGAUCAUGGCCAUGUACCUGCUUCUCGGCCGCAAGACGACGGAGUGGGACGGCGUGGAGUCGCGGUAGGGUAGCAGUGUGUCGCUGGCUCAGCCCGCCUCGCAGGGCCCCGCGUCGCACUCCCCA